Messenger RNA from Cannabis sativa, 2685 nucleotides. RefSeq lists its product as uncharacterized. The record is from RefSeq and is a predicted model, not a curated record. Lineage: Eukaryota; Viridiplantae; Streptophyta; Magnoliopsida; Rosales; Cannabaceae. The coding region runs from base 396 to 1961 and encodes 521 amino acids. The transcript has 6 exons.
AUAUAAAUUAUAUAUACAAAAGUAAUCAUUCAUCCAUUAAUAAAUUAGCUACUAAUUAGAAAAUAUAAAUAUAUAAAAUCUAAUAACGUACAAUUAUUAUAAUUAAAAGUAAUUCAAAUAGCACGUCAAAAAAAAAAAAGUAAUUCAAAUAGAAAACAAAUAUAUGGAAGAAACUAUUUAUAAAGUGUUAUACAACUUAAUAGUACUAAACUGUAAAUGUCAUGUAAUACAUCAGAUACCAAAUUGGAACACAAAUUUGGAUAGAUUUGUAUCCAAAAAAUUAUUUCAAUCACGUUAGCUAGCUAUAUAUAUAUCAUCCAUAAAAUCUUUUUCUAUAUAUCUUGAUAAUGUUUAUUACUACAGUCAAUAUUUAAAGAAAAGAAGUAAAAAAGAAAAUGAAAAGGAGCAAUGAUCAAAAAGGUUCUGGUACUGGCUUGUUCAACGAGUCAUCAUCAUCAGAAAUAGUAGUACUCCAUGAUACCGGAGGAAAUCGUUGGCUGAGGCCGGUUUCCAAGAAGAAAGCGGUGGCAGCCAUCGCCCCAGCCGUUAUUCUGAUAGUUUUCAUCUUCUUCUCUUUCUCUCUCGUUAUAAUGUUAUCUGCAGGGUGGAUCAAUGUUUCUAAUAAUGAAAAUGCAAGAUUAAUAAAAACUACUACUUGUCCAAGAAACUACACCUACAGUAGUACCAGUUGGUCAUCUUUAAUCAAUCCUAGUGAUCCGGUGGUGAGUAAUACUACUACUACUACUGUGUCGACGUGUCCAUCAUACUUCCGUUGGAUUCAUGAAGAUCUGGGCCAUUGGAAGGAGAGUGGAAUCACAAAGGAGAUGGUGGAGAGAGCUCAGAGGACGGCGCAUUUUAGACUAGUGAUCGUGGAAGGGAAGGCGUACGUUAAAAAGUAUAGGAAGUCGUUACAGAGUAGAGACAUGUUUAGUAUAUGGGGUAUUUUACAGCUUUUGAGGUUUUACCCUGGUCGGUUGCCUGAUUUGGAGCUCAUGUUUGACUGUAACGAUCGUCCGGUGGUUAGAAUGAGGGACUUCCGGGCACCCAACCCCCGACCACCGCCGCUUUUCCGAUACUGCUCUGAUCGGUGGAGCAUGGACAUUGUGUUCCCUGAUUGGUCUUUCUGGGGCUGGGCUGAGUGCAAUAUAAAACCAUGGAAAAAUGAGUUGGCGGACAUAAAAGAAGGCAACAAAAGAACAAAAUGGAAAGAUAGGGUACCCUAUGCUUAUUGGAGAGGAAACCCAUAUGUGGCUCCUACAAGAAGGGACCUUCUUAAAUGCAAUGUCUCCCAAAAAAAUGAUUGGAAUACCCGCAUCUAUAUUCAGAGCUGGGAAGAAAAGAAAAAACAAGGGUACAAGAAAUCCAAUUUAGAAGACCAGUGUACCCACAGAUACAAAAUAUAUACAGAAGGAUGGGCAUGGUCUGUUAGUGAAAAAUACAUAUUAGCUUGCGACUCAAUGGCCUUGUACAUUAAGUCACGUUACCAUGAUUUCUACAUAAGAGGCAUGCAACCAUUGCAACACUACUGGCCUAUUAGAGAAAACACCAAGUGCACCUCUCUCAAGUUCGCUGUAGAUUGGGGUAACAAUCACACUCACCAGGCAGAAGCGAUGGGGAAAGAAGCAAGUAAGUUUAUAGAAGAAGAUAUGAAAAUGGAGUACGUGUAUGAUUACAUGUUCCAUCUGUUAAACGAAUACGCAAAGCUUUUUAAGUACAAACCAACCAUACCUGCCGGAGCAGAGGAGCUCUCUGCCCAAGCCAUGCUGUGCCAAGUCACUGGGACCUGGAGAAAUUUCAUGGUUGAGUCGAUGGUCAACUCUCCUAGCGACUCCAUUCCCUGCUCUUUACCCCCAAACGAUCCUCAGGCCAUUUCUCAGUUGCAUCACAAAAGGGAUAGUUCUAUCAGGCAAGUGGAGUUCUGGGAAAAUGAAUACUGGCAAAAGCAGCCAAAGCCCAAAUAAAUGGGCUAAUUAAUUAGUUGAACUUUAUUCUCCCUAGUCGGCCUGGCCCGGCUUUCAUGAUCAGUAGGCUCACUUGUAGCAUUUUAUUUUGUGGGCCCGAGUGACAAUAUCCAAUUUUAAACAGUAGUAUUUGUUCCUAAAAAAAAAAAAAAGUGGUAUUUGUCCUCAUAUAUACAGUUAUUAUAUGUGUAUAGUUUGAAUUGUUUAUUGUCAUUAUAUUUUAGAUUAUCAUAAAUGUAAUUAGUCAGCUAGUUUAUGACCUUUCAAUUAUUAAUUUAUGUCACAGGAUAAGCCCUACCUUCGAGAAUAUAUCAUAUAUGUAUAUCAUGUAUUCGCGAUUAAAAUUUUUAUCGUCAAGUUGUAUUGUAUAUGGAUGACUACUUUUUCUUAUAGUAAUAUAUAUUUAUAUAAAUGUAUGUGAAACAGAAAAUUGAUGUGCUAUACAUAAUAUUAUAUAUAUAUGACUUCAGACUUCAUCUAACAUAUUGAAUUGGACAAUUUAUUUAAUGUAUUAUUUGAUGAGUCAUCACGUUAUUAUCACAUUAUAAUCUCCAAAAUGCAUAUUACUAUCUUACUCUCCAAGAGUCCAAGUACACAUCUGUUCUCUCACCAAAUACAUAAUAUAUUAUUUGUGUAUGCAUGUAACAGAUAAACAAAUAUGUAAGAUAAUUUUCUUAAACUUUUAUCAUUAAUUUAGUUUUUGGAAUGCAUACAUGAGAUGAUA